Molecule: messenger RNA, 2307 nt
Organism: Aureococcus anophagefferens
Lineage: Eukaryota; Pelagophyceae; Pelagomonadales; Pelagomonadaceae
Exons: 2
Coding region: 1-2307 (768 amino acids)
Source: RefSeq, a predicted model, not a curated record
AUGUCCAGCGACUACAUCGCCUAUCAAGGCGAGGAGACGAGCGACAAGGAGAAGAAGUGGUUCUUCGUCAACAAGACGGGCUCCAUGUGGGGCGGCGACGCCGUCAUCGAGAUCGAGAACUUCGUGCGGGGCGGCAACCCGGAGAAGCCGAACCAGGGCGAGAUCUCCUACCGCUGCGCCUUCGACAGUUCGCCGAACUUCCAGAAGCACUUCAAGGCGCCGUCGUCCGAGUUCUCGCGCUUCGUCGCGUUCUUCAGCAACGGCCAGGUGGACCUAGAUGGAGAGGAGCCCGAGGACGCCAUCUACUUCGAGCGCGGCGGCUGGGGCAUGAACGACGGCGGGAACCGGCGGGUCAUGAAGUGGAAGAUGGAGACGUCGGCGACGAUCCGGCCGAUGGGCGGCCGCGGCGUCGCGUUCGGCGACCUCCUGCUCCACGUCUUCGCGCGCGGCACGUCCAUCGCGGACUACGACUACCACCCGCCGUGCGAGGAGGACCCCAGCGGCCACUGGUCCAAGCAGGAGAAGGAGUACGUCGACCAGCUCUGCUACCAGGUCGUCCAGCGGAGCACGGGCACGGUCAUGGCCAUGUGGGGCGUCCCCGGCGACUUGAUGACGGGCGGCGAGGACGUCGUCCAGCAGAACAACAUGUUCCAGAUGCACAUGCGCGGCGGCUGGUUCUCGAGCGAGCCGCUGAUCAAGACCGCGCCGGGGCCCGACCCGCUCCUCGCGCUCAUGGCGCCGCCGGAGCCGCUGCCCGCGCGGCGCAAGAGCGCCUUCGACGGCCCGACGCCGGCGCCCGGCGACCGGCUCGCGGCGCACUCCCUGGACCGCGUCGCCAAGGCGGAGCAGCUGCGGAUCCACGUCGCCGCGCUGAUGGCGCGCGUCGAGGGCAAGGAGGCGGAGAACGCGCGCGCGGCGUGCGCGGCGCUGAAACGCGUCCACCUCUUCCACCCGCCCGACGGGACGAACCCCGAGGACGGCGCCUUCGCCUUGUUCGGCGGGCUCGAGCUCCCGAAACGGUCGCGCGACAAGAUCUGCGGCGCGGGCGAUCUGUGCGGGGCCCUGCGGCUCCUGCGCGAGGAGGUCGAGGAGGCGCAGAGGCCCCUGCCGCUGCCCGGCGACCCGCGGCGCCGCGCGUCCCUCGCGACGCGCACGGCGGCGAAGCGCGACUUCGACGAGGGCACGAAGCGCUUCGAGGCGGCGCGCGACGCGGACCUCGAAAGGCUCAGGGAGGCGGAGCUCGGCUGCGCGCGGCUCCGGCGCGAGGGGCGCCAACAAUUGCGGGAUCUGCGGUUGGCGGAGACGCGCGUCGUGCGCGCGCGGGAGAAGAAGCGGCUCAUGGACGUCACGGAGAUCCGCGACGCGGACGCGUUCGGCUGGUUCCAGGCGCAAAAGUGCGCCGAGGCGCACCUGCGCCGGCGCGACCAGCGCGAGCGCGGCUUCCAGCACGAGUUACAGGAGGCCAUGGAGCGCGCCGACGCGCUCGAGCUCCGCAUGGACGCGCUCUGCGACGAGCGCCACGACGCGGCGUUCCGCGACGCGCUCGCGAGCCUCGUCGAGGCGACGGUCGACCCGAAAGGCCUCGGCGCCGUCGCGGCCGCGGAGCUCGCCGACGCGACGCGGGCCCUGGGCGCCGCGGCGGUCGCGCGGCGCGAGUCGCGGCGCGACUGCGCGAAAGUCGAGGCCGAGCUCGCGGCCGUGAAGGAGGAGGACCUGCGGGUCGCCAAGGCGCACCACGACGCCGCGGAUCUCGAGGCGCGCGUCCUCGCGCGGGAGCGCCAGCUGAGCCGCGAGCGCAUGGCGCGGUUCCGCGCGAAGGAGCGCGAGGACCACGCGCUCUUCGCGCAGUUCGAAUUCGAGCUCCGCUGCGAGUGCGAGAAAUUCGACCGCAUGUACGAGCAGCUCCGCGCGGACGCAAAGAUGGUCAAGGUCCGCGCCAAGGACGCCGCGGGGGGCGGCCUCGCGGGCGCGGAGGCGCGGCGGCUCCACGCGCUCCGCGGCGGCGGCGCGCCGGGGGACACGUCCGUGCUCUGCAGCAAGCUCGGCGUGCCCAUCCCCCUCGCCCAGCUCGCCGAGCUCGACCGCAAGCGCGAGCUCGAGCGCAAGCUCCGGGCCAUCGUGCCGGGGCCCGACGACCCGAAGACGAAGCAGAAGGAGGCGGACCACGCCGCGGCGCUGAAGAGCGCGUUCUCGGCGACGGACGCCGUCGUCAAGCGCCUCCGCGCGUCCCUCGUGGACCGCAUGGAGGCCACGGACGUCGACCGCGUCGAGCUCGACCGGCUGCACGUGGGGGGCGAGGGGCACUAA